GAGGAAGGCCGGGGCGUGGGGCUCCGGCGGUCGGGAGGGCGGUCGGUAGCCAAGGCGAGCCCAAGAUGGCUGGAGGCAGCGGCGGCGGCAGGGGCAGGCGCGGGGGGCUGUGCUGAGCGGCCCCGCCGGGACGGGACGGCUCGGUUCAGGUUCGGCUCAGCUCGCAACCGCAGCCCAUCCGCAGAGCACCGCCGGGCGGGCUGGGGAAGCAGCGGGAGCGGGCUUUUUUUCCGGUGACUUUAUUUAAUUUUUUUUUAUUUUGCUUUUUGUUUUGUUUGGGUUUGUUUUUUGGUUGUUUUUUUUUACAAAUUAUUAUAUUUUUAAUGCAUCUCCGGUCUCCAGGAGGGCAGCUCAAAAUGGCUGAGGGCUGACGGCUCCCCCGGAGCCUUACGCUUCGGCCGGCUCCUCCCGGCUGCCCGCCGCCGCCUCGCCCCUUCCCGGGGACGCUGUGCCGGGGGAAGGCUCGGACACCCCUCCCUCUGCCCCGGCGCCCCCGGCUCCAUCGCAUUGUGUCCUUUGGGGGGCUGCGUCCCCCGGUCGGCCAUGAGAACGGGUUAGGUCGGACCCUCCCCCGCUCCCCGGACGCCUCUUUCCCUUCAGACCCGGUGGGAAGUCGGAGCAGGUUGAUUUAGAGGGUUUAGAUCCCCCUUGGCAAAGCCCGUCCUCUCUCCCAACCCUCUCAGAGCGCUGGAGGAGGCUGGCAGAGCUGCGCCGGGCAGGGGUGGCUCUGAAUGACCGAGCUCUCUCCCAUUCAAGACCUCGCAAUCUCUAAGCGGUCGAGAGGGGUUUUUUUUUCCUUUUUUUUUUUUUUAAACUCCUGUCUUUUUUUUUUUUCCCCUCCCCCCCUCUCUCCUUUUCUUUUUUUUUUUUCUGCUCCGACGGGCUAGAAGCAAAUUUCGGGGUCUGCAGAGAGAUUUUGUUUUUUAACCAUCAUCAUUGUCGCUAUUAUUAUUAUUUUUUACUCUUCCUCCUUUUCCCAUUUUGGAUCUUAACCCUUUGAUCUGUUUCCUUUAAAAGACUGAUUCCCAACUCCCAUCAGGGGGAGAGGGAGGAGAAAUACAGGGGAGGAAAAAAGCCCUGAGCCAGUCCGUGCUCUCAGCUGUUAGCCAGGUUAGUGGGGGACAAAAGUCCCUUUAAAAUAUUGAAUGUCAGUUGCAAACCUAAGAAAAGAAAAAUCCGAUCCGGAACGCUAAAUUUAGGAGCUUUAUAUGGAACUUGGACUCUGGUGCUGGAUUUUGUAUGGAUUUUUUUCAACCUUUGGGAGGACAGACCCCAGCGUCCGCCCCUAGACCGCACUGAGUGACCGAAGUGGGUGGGGGGAAACGUCGCCAAGAGACUGCCGGCAGAGAUGGCCGAGAAUUGGAAGAACUGCUUCGAAGAGGAGCUCAUCUGCCCCAUUUGCCUGCACGUCUUCGUGGAGCCGGUCCAGCUGCCCUGCAAGCACAACUUCUGCCGGGGCUGCAUCGGGGAGGCGUGGGCCAAGGAGUCGGGCUUGGUGCGGUGCCCUGAGUGCAACCAGGCCUACAACCAGAAGCCCAACCUGGAGAAGAACCUGAAGCUCACCAACAUCGUGGAGAAGUUCAACUCCCUCAACCUGGAAAAGCCCCCCUCCAUCUUGCACUGCGUCUUUUGCCGCCGGGGUCCCCCACUGCCGGCCCAGAAGAUCUGUUUGAGGUGCGAGGCCCCGUGCUGCCAAUCCCAUGUACAGACCCACCUGCAGCAACCUUCCACGGCCCGGGGCCACCUCCUGGUGGAAGCGGACGAUGUGCGGGCCUGGAGCUGCCCCCAGCACAACGCCUACCGCCUGUACCACUGCGAGGCCGAGCAGGUGGCCGUCUGCCAGUUCUGCUGCUACUACAGCGGGGCCCACCAGGGACACUCGGUCUGCGAUGUGGAGAUUCGCCGCAAUGAGAUCAGGAAGAUGCUGAUGAAGCAGCAGGACCGCCUGGAGGAGCGGGAGCAAGACAUUGAAGAGCAGCUCUACAAGCUGGAAUCAGACAAGCGGCUGGUUGAGGAGAAGGUAAGCCAGCUGAAGGAUGAGGUGCGCCUGCAGUAUGAGAAGAUGCACCAGAUCUUGGAUGAGGACUUGCGGAAGACCAUGGAGAUCCUGGACAAGGCCCAGGCCAAGUUCUGCAAUGAGAACGCAGCCCAGGUCCUCCACCUCAAUGAGCGCAUGCAGGAGGCCAAGAAGCUCCUCAGCUCUGUCCAGGUCAUGUUUGACAAAACUGAGGACAUCAACUUCAUGAAGAACACAAAAUCUGUGAAAAUCUUAAUGGACAGGACCCAGAACUGUACAGGUGGCAGCUUGCCCCCACCCAAAAUUGGCCACCUUAACUCCAAGCUCUUCCUGAAUGAGAUUGCCAAGAAGGAGAAGCAGCUCAGGAAGUUGCUGGAAGGUCCUCUGAGCACUCCCGUCCCCUUCCUGCAGAGCAUCCCCAUGUACCCCUGCACCAUCAGCAACUCCGGCGCAGAGAAGCGCAAGCACUCCACCGCCUUUCCCGAGGGCAGCUUCCUUGAGCCAUCGUCUGGGACUGUGGCGAGCCAGUACAUGAGCCAGGGCGCUUCAGCUGGCGAGGGGCAGUCCGCACAAGCCAUGGUGCCUUGUAGCUCCACACAGCACAUAGUUGGACUUCCCAGCGGCCCGCAGCCAGUGCACUCGGGCUCCGUCUUCAACCCAUCUCACUACCCCAACACCACCUCAUCUCAGCAGUCCGUGCUCUCCCAGUAUGGUGGGCGGAAAAUCCUCGUCUGCUCCGUGGAUAACUGUUACUGUUCCUCUGUGUCCAACCACAGCGGGCACCAGCCCUACCCAAGGUCAGGGCACUUUCCCUGGACGGUCUCCUCGCAGGAGUACUCCCACCCGCUGCCGCCCGCCCCCGCCGUCCCCCAGUCACUCCCGGGACUUGCCGUGAGAGAAUGGAUUGACGCAUCCCAGCAGCACGGGCGGCAGGAUUUCUAUAGGGUCUACGGCCAACCAUCGGCGAAACACUACGUCACCAGUUAACCAUCACACUCUCCAGAGAGUCCUGCUUGAUGAUGCGUUCAGAGAGAAAAGUCUGGUUUUGUUCAGCUUUUCUAUUUUAAUUUUUUUUCCCCUUUUAAAUCAAACCCAUUUUUUUUCCUUGCCUCACGGCCCUCCAGGAUUUUGGGGAGGGUUGUUCUCUCAUCUCUCUCUCUUUUUUUUUUUUUUAAAUCCUUCUAAAAUGAAAUAAUUUUUUUCCUUUUAAUUCCUUUUUUAAUUUAAUUUGGGAAAGUUCUUCCUGCCCCUCACUGACAAAAGUCAAGGGACAAAGUACUGAGAAGAAAUUGAUGGGGAUUUCGGUCGGGUGUCUGGGUCUGUGUGUCACGCUCUUCCUCACUCCUCUCUGCCUUUGGAAAACUUCAGAAGGGACAAUGGCACCUCCUCUCUUUCCAUUUCUCUGAGUUCAUUUUUUCUGGUUUGAUUCAGUUUUUCCCCUCUCCCCACUCCUCUCUUUGCCUUUUUAAAAAGAAAAAAAGAAAAAAAGCUAUCAUUGAUUCAGUAUGAAAUGAUACUUGUAGAUUUUGGGUUUGUUACGAUUUUUUUUUUAAGGCUGAUUUUUUUUUUGUGUUAUGAGGCCACUUCUCAUGCAUAUUGGCAUUUUUUUUCCUUCUUUCAGAGAUUUGUAAAUACACAAUGGCAGGAAAUAUAAUGCACAAAAAAAAAGGGAAAAGAAACUUUAAAAACACCAACAAAAAAAACCCAACAAAAAACCCAACAAAAAAUCCAACACACAAAAAAAAAAAAAAACAAAGAACAGAACCACAAAUAAAUAAAUAAAUAAAAUCUGUUCUAGUUUUCAGGAGGGGAAGUGUGGCUGAAAUGCACCCCCCGCCUGCAUAUCGCUGAUGCAACUUCCUGUAACAAGCACUUUGUAUAAAAAAAAAAGUGGACUUCCUGCUAUAA
This is a messenger RNA of Calypte anna (Anna's hummingbird), 3925 nucleotides long. RefSeq names its product tripartite motif containing 8 (gene TRIM8). The transcript has 7 exons. The record is from RefSeq and is a predicted model, not a curated record. The coding region runs from base 1349 to 3004 and encodes 551 amino acids. Lineage: Eukaryota; Metazoa; Chordata; Aves; Apodiformes; Trochilidae.